AGUAAGGGCAUUAUUGAGUUUUUAUAGAUACGUGUCACCUCUGUUGGAGCAAAAGCGCGCCGUCUUUGUUCUUUUUGCCUCAUUGGACUGGACGAUAUGACGGACGACGAGCUCCUUCUGAAACUCGACGACUCCACCCGCAACGCCACGCGUCACCAGCUGGACACACUCCGCUCCAUCCUCGACCAAAACGGUACCGUGUUGUAUCUCCAGCCUUACCUCCCACCCCACGAUGCGCCGCUAGACGACGCCACGUUCCCCCGCUCCGUGCCCUUGUCUUCGUACGAUGACUACGCUGACCUCAUCAAUCAAAUGGCCGACAGUCCACGUCAUCAUCAUCAACCUCUCCUCUCUGUCGAUCCUCUGGUCUGCUUCUUCUACAGCUCCGGGACAAGUUCACCGAGGCCCAAGUUGAUACCUUACUUCGACUCUAAACUCUCCCAAGCCGCCUCCUACAUAGCUCACCAAGGCAGUGCCGCAAUUCUCAAAAGGUUGUUUCCUCCAAGGCCUACAGUCAAUAAGAUACUAUGGUUUAUAUAUGCCGAUAAUGUAAGAACUACUAGAGGUGGUGUUAAGGUUAUGGCUGCUUCCACAUACCCUUUGCAGAGUGGCAAUGCAAAUUGGUCUCAGCUUAGCUUUAUUGUUAGUCCCCGGGAAGUUAUUCUUGGGUCCAAUGCCGAGCACCAAAUGUAUUGCCAUCUUCUAUGUGGCAUUAGGAGCUUUGAUUUAGUCGAUGGUAUUCGAGCCCCGUAUGCCAUAGGCUUGAUCAAAGUGUUUUGCCUUCUAGAGUCCAAGUGGGAGCAGCUAUGUCAUGAUCUUGAACAUGGGUUCCCGAAUUUGGAGAUUUCUGAUGUUGCAAUGAGGAAUUCUGUUGUUGAGGUUCUUGGUGGGCCUCAACUGGACUUGGCAAAGAGAGUUCGAUCAGUUUUCGAGGAAAAGAGUCGGGGUGGGAUUGUGAGCAAGUUAUGGCCAAAUGUUCGUUAUGUUAGGUGUGUUACUACUGGAAGUAUGGAGCAGUAUUAUCCAAAACUUAAGCACUAUGCAGGAGAGAUACCUCUUUUAGGUGGAGACUAUUUUGCCUCAGAAUGCUGUGUGGGUAUUAACUUGGAUAUUAUGCAACCCCCCGAGAAAACUCGAUUUGUUUUGCUUCCAACUGCAGCAUAUUUUGAGUUUCUUCCAUUUGAUAUGAACGAGACUGAUGCUGCUGGCAAAGAAACAGUCGAUAUUUCUGGUGUUGAAGUGGGGAAGAUGUAUGAAGUCAUUGUCACUACUUACAGAGGAUUUUACCGGUAUCAUUUGGGUGAUAUAGUGAGGGUUGUUGGUUUUUAUAAUUUAUCUCCACAAGUGGAAUAUGUCAUGAAAGCACCCAAAGGGCCCAAUGAGAUUAUAACUGAGAAGGAAUUGAUGUCUGCAAUCCACAAGUUUCAGCUUGACCUUGGAAAUGCAAUGGAAAUGGAGAUUACAGAGUUUGCGAGUUUUGUAGACAUGGAGUUGAGCCCAAAACAGUUGAAGGUAUUUGUAGAAGUUGAAGAGGGAUGCCUGUCACUUAUGCAAGAGAAGAUAGAGGAGUCAGUUGUAGUUCUAAGGAGGUUUUGUUCUUCCCUCGAGGAUGGUUUGGGAGGCAUUUACGGGGUCCAGAGAGAGAGAGGUGAAUCAGGCCCUUUGCUAUUAUAUGUUGUAAAGCCUGGUAGCUUUGACAGGCUAUCACAGGUAGCCAUCAGGGAUGGAGCACCCGCUAGUCAGUAUAAACCACCUAAAAUCAUAAGAAAUCGUGAAAUUGCUCGUCUCCUUGAAGGGUGUGCUCUUGUUACCGUUGUAUGAAUUCUUGACAAGAAAGAGAAAUCAAGGUUUACUCUUGGCAAGAUGCGUCCUCCUGUAUGAUUUAUAUCUUGAACCUUAAAUUACGGGUGUAGUGUACAACACACGUGUCUGAAAGUUCUUCACCUUGAACUGUAGUUCUGAUUAACUAAUACAUUGUUGUAACAAAUGUUUCUUGUAAAAUUUGUUCAUAAUCGUCUGUUACUCUGUGUC
Molecule: messenger RNA, 2031 nt
Organism: Prunus mume (Japanese apricot)
Lineage: Eukaryota; Viridiplantae; Streptophyta; Magnoliopsida; Rosales; Rosaceae
Product: putative indole-3-acetic acid-amido synthetase GH3.6
Cellular component (GO): cytoplasm
Molecular function (GO): acid-amino acid ligase activity
Source: RefSeq, a predicted model, not a curated record